This is a messenger RNA of Prosopis cineraria, 3092 nucleotides long. RefSeq names its product plastid division protein CDP1, chloroplastic. Gene Ontology annotation, biological process: chloroplast fission. Gene Ontology annotation, cellular component: chloroplast inner membrane. The record is from RefSeq and is a predicted model, not a curated record. The transcript has 12 exons. Lineage: Eukaryota; Viridiplantae; Streptophyta; Magnoliopsida; Fabales; Fabaceae. The coding region runs from base 281 to 2731 and encodes 816 amino acids.
GUAUAAUCUGCAAAGAACAAACCCCGCUAAUCAAAUAGUUCUAUGUAAUCCCAUGUAAUAACUAAUAAUUCCCCUGGAGCUUCUUCACUAGAUCGAUCUCUGCCUUGAUUAUGUCGUUCUUCUCAUCCACAGUCUACGCUAGCUUCUAUGGUUGCUAAAUCAGAAGUUCACAAAAUUUCGCCAAUGAAGCUUUUCUGGGAACCCCAAUUAACGAAAAAGCGACACUCAAGCUGAUCGCUACUAGUGCUACUUUAGGGUUUUGGUUCUGGGAUGAGAGCUCAUGGCUGUUGCUAAUGCUGCACUGAUUUCUCCCUCUUCGUAUUGCAUUUCUCGAUUCAAUUGUAAUAUCAGAUGCCAAGAAGAUCACAAGGUCUUUCUUUCGGGCUUCCCUGCAGAACCUGGCUCUGGGUUUUGCAGUUCCACUUUUUGUGUAGGGUCCCAUGCGAAGAGGACUGAUAUCUCGAGUGGGAAGAGGAGAACGAAUGCAGUUGAUACUCGCAUUGUUGAUAAUAUUCAGACGAAAUCCACGAUUGAAAUCCCAGUUUCCUGCUACCAGCUAAUUGGAGUUCCUGAUAAAGCUGAGAAAGAUGAAAUUGUUAAGUCAGUUAUGGCUUUGAAAAAAUCAGAAAUUGAAGAAGGUUACACCAUGGAUGUUGUUGUAUCUCGCCAGGAUCUUCUUAUGGAUGUUAGGGAUAAGCUUCUUUUUGAACCAGAAUAUGCUGGAAAUCUGAAAGAAAAGAUCCCCCCUAAAGCUUCGCUACGUAUUCCUUGGUCUUGGUUUCCCGGUGCUCUUUGCCUUCUUCAAGAGGUUGGAGAAUCAAAGCUUGUGCUUGACAUUGGACGUGUAAGUCUCCAACAUCAAGAGGCCAAGCCAUAUGCACAUGAUUUGCUUCUUUCUAUGGCUCUAGCUGAGUGUGCGAUUGCAAAGAUUGGCUUUGAGAAGAACAAAGUGUCUCAAGGUUUUGAAGCUCUUGCUCGUGCUCAGUGUCUUCUAAGAAGUAGACCAUCUCUGGCAAAAAUGACACUGCUAUCACAGAUUGAACAAUCUCUUGAGGAGCUCGCACCUGCUUGCACCCUGGAACUGCUGGGCAUGCCACAAACCCCUGAAAAUGCUCACCGCAGACAAGGAGCAAUUGCAGCUUUGCGUGAAUUGCUUAGACAGGGUCUUGAUGUUGAAACUUCGUGUCAAGUUCAGGAUUGGCCUUCAUUCCUAAACCAAGCCUUCAGCAGGUUGCUGGCUAUGGAGAUGGUUGAUCUUCUUCCCUGGCAUAACUUAGCUGCAACAAGGAAGAAUAAGAAGACACUUGAAUCACAGAACCAGAGGGUUGUAAUUGAUUCAAACUGUUUCUAUAGGGCUUUUAUAGCUCAUGUGGCACUCGGAUUUUCUAGCAAGCAAAAGGAUUUGAUUAAUGAAGCAAAAAAUAUAUGUGAAUGUUUAACAGCUUCUGAAGGCAUUGAUUUGAAAUUUGAAGAAGCUUUUUGCCUCUUCCUUCUUGGUCAGGGAACAGAAGCUGAGGCGGUUAAACAACUUAAGCAGCUAGAGCUGAACUCAAAUUCUAAUAAUUCAGUCUCGAGGAAGGCUAUAGUAGAUGUGUCUGCCACUAAUCUAUCAUUGGAAAUGUGGCUGAAGGGUUAUGUGCUUGCUUCAUUUCCAGAUACUCAAGACUGUUCUCCAUCACUGGUCAAUUUCUUUAAUGCUGAAAAGAGAACUUCUGGAAGCAAGAGAAAUAAAGAAGGUCCAGAAACCUUGCCUACAAUAGGUCAUAGACCUCUCUCCGCCUCUGUAGCUUUAGAACGCAGAGACUUCGAAGAACCUCAUUCAUAUACAAACUCCUCUUCUCAUCUAGGGUUUGCUGUUAAGCAGCUGACUCCUACUGAUUUGCAGAGUUCACUGCUGUCUGGCAAAAAGGACAAUGGAAGCAACCUCAGCGAGGCACCUGCCCAGUUGAAAAGGAACCUUGGCAAUCAUCGCAAUGGGUUUUGGGAUAGUUACUCUACUCAUGCAUCACACAUAUUUGGAAAAAUAACAUAUGUUACAGUUCUAGGUUGCAUCGUAUUUGCUUCCUUCAAGGUAUUAGGAGUGAACUCAAGCAAGGAAAGAGCUAGUUCUCGUUGGGCUUCCACUAGAGCCAGUGGUAACAUUGUGUGGACUGCAGAUUCUUCUGUAGACCACAAUGUAGGUUCUGCUUGUGUCAAGGAAAGUAAAUUUACUGACGGACUAAAGAGACUUCUAGCAAUGAUAAGGUUUAUGCAUCUGUCGGAUGGUGAAAAUCAACGUGAUUUAUGGCCAGCUUCUACCUCACCAACCCCCCAUUUUAAUAUGCACAAGAGGCCAAUGCCUGUCGAAGAAGCAGAAGCGCUAAUUAAGCAAUGGCAAACUAUCAAAGCUGAAGCUUUGGGACCUAGCCAUCUAGUACAUAGUCUAACUCAAGUUCUUGAUGAAUCCAUGCUUGCUCAGUGGCAAGCUUUGGCUGAUACAGCAAGAGAAAGAUCUUGUUAUUGGAGGAUUAUAUUGCUUAAAGUGUCUGUCCUGCGAGCUGACAUUUUAUCAGAUUGGAAUGGAGCAGAAGUGGCUACGAUUGAAAGCCUCUUAGAAGAAGCGGCCGAGCUUGUUGAUGCUUCUCAGGAAGAUAACCCUAACUACUAUAGCACCUACCUAGUUAAGUAUGUGCUGAAGAGACAAGAUGAUGGAACAUGGAAAUUCUGUGAAGGUGCUAUAGAAGUGCCCUAAUAUCUAGGCCUAUUCCUAUGACACGCCAGAUAGUUGAUGUUUUUUCUAACGUGGUUCUUUUCCAAAUUGUCACUUAUAGAGUCUUCAACAAAAUUCGAAGUUGAUCCAAUCUUAGUCAGAUGAUAAUAUCUUCAUUUUUCUCCUCUGUAUAUCAUGUAGAAAACUGAUUCACUCGCUCUUUUUUUCCCAUAACGUCCAUUGUAAAGGGCUGAUUGAUAUCUGCAUAGGUUUAACGAGUCAUUUUCUACUCAUUUUUUCUGCAGUGUUAACAAAGUAAUGACAAACAAGUUAUUGGAUUGAAGUUUUGUGCUUCCGGGUGUUCGGCAUAUUGUCUGCUUUAAAGUGAUUCUUUUUUCCUCUC